AAUAUCUAAUUUUAUAUCAUGCAAAUUCAGUCUGAGUACACAUUUAAUUUUGAUUGGGAGACUGUUGUUAAAGGAUUUUGGAGAAAAUAUCCUUGUAAAGAAUUCGAUUUUAUCAAAUUCAAUCAAGUCGUCGAUAUGAUGCUUAAUGAUAAUAAUACUAUGUCUAUUAAGAGAAUAGUACACUCUAUUAAAUCUAUACUUAGGUCUAUGCUCGCAAAUUUAUGGUUUGGUGCUUGACUUUAGAAGAGAUUACUUUUGACAUUGAAAAUAGGAGUAUGCAGAUGCAAACAAAAUUAUUGAAAGCUUGUAAGUAUUAUCCAAACCUUUCAGGAGAUGAAUCAAUCAUUUAUAAAGCAAUAGACGAUUAAAAAACACAUUAUUCUGUAUAUAAGCUUAAUUUAUAUAGAAACUAUUGUCAAAUUUUCAUUAAACCUUUGUUACUAAAUUGUUGUCUCAAUUCAAUAGCUCUUUUAAAAAAGGGAUUGAGGUUGUCGAAGCUAGAUGUAGAGAACUUUAAAACAAUUAAUGACGAUAAAUAAAUUUUUAACUAUUAAU
This is a messenger RNA of Paramecium sonneborni, 555 nucleotides long. The record is from the annotation of a GenBank genome assembly. NCBI's taxonomy places the organism in Eukaryota, Ciliophora, Oligohymenophorea, Peniculida, Parameciidae.